Molecule: messenger RNA, 2024 nt
Organism: Salvia splendens (bonfire salvia)
Lineage: Eukaryota; Viridiplantae; Streptophyta; Magnoliopsida; Lamiales; Lamiaceae
Product: digalactosyldiacylglycerol synthase 2, chloroplastic
Exons: 6
Coding region: 379-1767 (462 amino acids)
Biological process (GO): galactolipid biosynthetic process
Cellular component (GO): chloroplast outer membrane
Molecular function (GO): digalactosyldiacylglycerol synthase activity
Source: RefSeq, a predicted model, not a curated record
UAUUUUCCUCUCCCAUGGAAUAUUCCUCUUUAACCAACCCAACUCACCGUAAUUUCUUCUACUAUUUCUAUUCCAUCGUUCGAAUCUUCCCCUAAUUUCCAGCUCAAAUCCUUAUAUUGUUUACCUUACUGCUGGUUUCCUUGUUCAAGGAAUUUCAAAAGCUAGCGGAAUCGACGAUUCCUCGUUUCCUGGCACGCGAUUAUUGAGGUUUCAUGUUCAAAUUUCUUUACAUCUUUGCCUAUGUGAUACGGGUUUUGGAUGUUGUAGAAGGAAAUAUGAUAGGGUGUCGCUGUUUGUCCUAUUUAAGUUAGCUCUUCGAGUUUUUGUGGGAUGUGACCUAUCUUCCAAGAGUCUAUUGGGGCUAAAUCUGAUAAAUGCAUGGAUAAGAAGCAACAUAUCGCAAUAUUUACUACGGCAAGCCUUCCAUGGCUAACCGGGACUGCUGUCAACCCUCUGUUUCGUGCAGCAUAUCUUGCAAAAGAUGGUGGGUGGAAAGUUACUUUGGUUAUCCCAUGGUUGAAACUGGAGGACCAAAAGCAUGUGUUUUCCAAUAAUAUCACAUUUGAAUCAGCUUCAGAACAAGAAACUUAUGUGCGCCAGUGGCUUGAUGAAAGGACUGGAUUCAGCUCAAGUUUUGCAAUACGGUUUUACCCAGGAAGAUUUUCCUUACAUAAAAGGAGCAUCAUCGCUCUAGGAGACAUUACUGAAGUAAUUCCUGAUGAAGAGGCAGAUGUUGCUGUUCUUGAGGAGCCUGAGCACCUGACAUGGUAUCAUCAUGGGAAGAGAUGGAAAAUAAAAUUUCGACUGGUUGUAGGAGUUGUUCACACAAAUUAUCUCGAAUAUGUGAAGAGAGAGAAGAAUGGGCUGUUCCAAGCUUUUUUGCUGAAAUAUAUGAACAGUUGGGUUGUCGACAUAUACUGCCACAGGGUGAUCCGACUGUCAGGUGCUACACAAGAGCUUCCAAGAUCUGUUAUUUGCAAUGUCCACGGAGUGAAUCCAAAGUUCCUUGAAACUGGCAUGAAAAAGAGAGAGCAACAACAGAAUGAGACCCAACCCUUCACCAAAGGUGCAUAUUACAUUGGAAAGAUGGUCUGGCACAAAGGCUACAAGGAGCUUCUCCAACUCCUAUCUGAUAACCAGAAUGAAUUAACGGGCAUUGAAGUUGAUUUGUAUGGCAGUGGAGAGGACUCUGAUCAAGUUGAAGAAACUGCAAAAAAACUGGAAAUAACAGUCACGGUUAACCCUGGGCGUGAUCAUGCUGAUCCCUUGUUUCACGACUACAAGGUGUUCUUAAAUCCUAGCACAACCGAUGUAGUCUGCACAACAACAGCUGAAGCAUUGGCCAUGGGCAAAAUAGUUGUGUGCGCAAAUCACCCCUCAAAUGAUUUCUUCAAGCAAUUUCCAAAUUGCCGAAUGUAUGAUGAUAGUGAAGGCUUUGUGAAGGAAACACGCAAAGCAUUGCAAGACCAGCCUGCUCCACUGACAGAUGCUCAAAAACACGAGCUCUCUUGGGAUGCAGCUACAGAAAGGUUCCUAGAAUCUGCAGAGCUUGAAAAGACAGUAAAAAAAUUGGAGAAUAAACCCUCAAAGCUUUAUAUGUCAACAUCCUUCAGUUUGAAGAAUAAUCUUGAAGAUGCUUCUGCAUUGCUUCAUUAUGUUGGUACUGCACUCGUGAGUAAGGAACCCGACGAAGAGCAAAGUAAACAGGUUGGCUUGUCGGUUCCUCCAAAGGAAAAGUCAUAUCCUUCAAGAAAAUGGGCUUUCUGAUGUCGGAGAUUGCCCGUGGCUGUCGAAGUUCUUCUUGCUGCCUUGACAAUCUGCUUAGUUUGCUCUGCUUAAGAUUUGGCAAGAUUUCAGCUUUAACUGUUAACAAAGAUUGCAUAAUCUAGGGAUAGUUGACAAAACUGAUUUCUUUUAUGAAGUUUCCUUUCCCUCUUUGUCUAUUUUGUUGAUGUUCCUUGGAAGGGAUGAUGGUUUUUCCAUUUUUAUUUAUAAUAACAAGUCAAUGAUAAUGACCUGUACUA